GUGCAUGGAAUGAAAUUAUCAUCAGCCAUUCGAAUUUGAAAAUGAUUGAAUCGGAGAGUUUCUACAAUGUGCAUUGUUUGAAGAAGUUAACGAUAGAGGGCAAUACCAUAACGGAAAUAAAGAGUGCCGACAGUUGGAACGAACGAACAAAUGGUGAUUUCACUUACCAGUUACCAGUUACCACUUAUAUUAUGUAUUGCAAUAAAGGGGGGAGGGGACAAGAGAAAUAAAAAAUAAAAAGAAGAAAGUGGACUUACCCCGUCAUUCAUGUUAUUAAUGUGAAAUAUAGCAUGGUGUAGGCUCAUACGCUCAUUUGUCUCGUGAAAUAUAAGUGAUGAUAACUGAUCCUCAGUGAGGAAUUGACGACAGUUUAUUCGCAAUUCGUAUCAAAUCUAUCGUCUGCUACCCGGCUUUUUCGUCGAUUUGUAUUCACAGUCGACUGAAGCACUGCUAGUUGGGUACAAUUCUUCUUCUACCUUUAGCUGUCUGUCAUUGCGAGGACAUCUUCUACUUCAUUACACGAUAAUGGAUAAUUUGAUAGGCUCUUUGGAAUCAUCGCUUAGUGUCUCUGCAGAACCGUGUAGCACUGCGAUUGCACAUCCCCGGUUUUCACAAUUCAAAUCAAAAACAUGGAAAAUAAACCAAGAAGAACGCAGAAGAAAAACCUUGGAAAACCAAAAGCAGAACCGCUAUGACUACUAUAACCAUUGCCGUCGAUUGGCUGAAAGUGAUUUCAGUGUUGACGAGGAAUGUCUCUCAGAAACCCAAGAGGAAAUGGAAUGGUUGCCACCCAAGACAAAAACUCCAAGAGCAUACCGAGAUCAAAUUAUGCUUUCAGAAUGGCUUGAUGAAGUUCCAGCUGACUUUGAAACUAGUUGGCUUGCUAUGCCUUGCCCUGUUGGGAAAAGAUGCUUGGUAGUUGCUUCUAGGGGAUGGACACGGGUGUAUUCCAAAAGUGGCUAUCUGAUCACAGAGUUUCAAUCAUUUCUACCUGGGGGAUUUCGGCAAAGUUCAGACAGCACAAUUCUCGAUUGUCUUUGGAAUGAACUUAAACAAUGCUAUUUUGUUUUGGAUGUGUUGAGCUGGAGUAGGGUGCCUUUACUUGGCUGUGAAGCUGAAUUUAGAUUUUACUGGUUGCAUGGCAAAUUUAGUGAACAACCGGAAUUCGGUGUGAAAUCGGAUAAAAAUCGAUACCCUUUUAUUCCACUGCCUACCAAAAGUUGUACCAAAGGAAACAUUGAAGAUUUACUCAUGAUGGAAAAACAAAUCUGGUCACCUUUGGAUGGGCUUUUGUUUUAUCAUAAACUAGGUUAUUACACUCCCGGAGUCAGUCCUUUAGUUGGAUGGCUCAAGCCUUUCAUGGUUUCAGAGAUUUUAAAAGCAAAUGUACCUGAGUUUUAUAUGCAGAAAAAGCCAUUAAGUUAUGUGAACAUUCAGCAGCAUUUAAAAAGAAAAAAUGUGAAAGAGAAACAUGAUGGAAAUUCUGUUGAAAUGUUGGCAAAAGAAUGAAAACAGAUUUCUGUUGUCUGGCCUUAUUUUAUAUAUUGACAUAAGAUGACGCAGAGCACAUCUCUUUGCUGUAUUAUAUCUGUACAAAAUGUGAAUCAUCAAAAUCAGAUAUCAUGAUACUUUCGCUGAAAUGUAUGCAACUGUUCAUUUUC
Messenger RNA from Daphnia magna, 1661 nucleotides. It is a transcript of the gene Snup, whose product is annotated as snurportin-1. Bases 526 to 1509 code for a protein of 327 amino acids. NCBI's taxonomy places the organism in Eukaryota, Metazoa, Arthropoda, Branchiopoda, Diplostraca, Daphniidae. The record is from RefSeq and is a predicted model, not a curated record. Gene Ontology annotation, biological process: protein import into nucleus; snRNA import into nucleus. Gene Ontology annotation, molecular function: nuclear import signal receptor activity; protein binding. The transcript is spliced from 5 exons. Gene Ontology annotation, cellular component: cytoplasm; nucleus.